AUGCCUGAAGUUCAUGGUGUCCUUAUCAUCGCCCGCAACGGCGACCGCACCGAGUUCUACCAAGAUCCGUAUACCUACGAGCCCUCCUACACCGAGUCUACGCCUCUCGGCGCUAAUCCCACCAACUUGGAAGCUAUUGCGCUCGACAUACCUGAACCCCUCUUCCCCAUCAAUGAUCAAUUGGCCGUGCACGCCAAGGCUGGUGGGGAAGGCACUGCGAUCUUUGAUAGUGCCAUAGCCGUCCUGCAAGGCCUCUAUCCGCCAAAUUCGAACAAUGAGAUCGAGCUUGCUAACGGAACGAAGAUCGUUUACUCCACUCGGCGGUUACCAGCAUUCGAGCAGCACAUCAAGGAUGUGUACGCAUCUAAGGGAUUCGAGGAGACUGCGACAUCUGCAGAACGCUUCUUUAGUGUCGUUCGCGACUACGUCUUCGGAAGGCCUACGGAGCUUGAAAAACGCUUGGAACACCUAUGCGUACCGUCUUCCACCGACUUACAAUCGAGCAGGCCCACGGAUAUGCUAGCUACCACGAAAACGCUAUCUUCUCUGACAAGGGAAAUAGGUGGAAUCGGAAACAGUGCGUUUCACUCACCUUUUGCUGGCCGUACAAUCCUUCAUCCCAUUCUCCACUCCCUUGAGCGCAUCACCUUUGAUAGCGACCCCCUCAAGUUCCUCCUGCUCGAGACGAGUUACCAGCCAUUCAUCUCGCUAUUCCACAUGAUGGAGAUGGUCAAUGAGCACCCUCAGCUCGCUGCUAUUCCCAACCAUGCAUCCGCCCUUGCCUUUGAGAUUCUUCGUGGACCUCCUCCCGAACUGCGUGAAUUCCUUCGAAUCAAAUUCAAGAACGGAACCAGCGGGGAAUUCGAGACUUAUCCCAUCUUCGGUCACAAAGGAGACAUUGCGGUAACAGAAUUCUUGUAUCGCCUUGAGAACUUUGCUAUCUCGAGCCAGAAACAAUGGGAAUCUGCGUGUGGAGUCCAUAGCGGCUACUUUGGCAUCACGUCUGCUGCCGAGAGCAUGAACGCACUGCUCACUGUCUUCUCAGCAUUCUUGCUCCUCGGCAUGUUUGCUCUGGCGUGGUUCAAGCGUAGGCGUGGAACGUCUGUUCGUGUUCAUGACGUGCUUAUUGUGGGCAACGAGAAUCGCAACUUUUGCCAUGAGUUUGGGGUGAGGUCAUAUGGGUGA
Suillus paluster is the source of this 1185-nucleotide messenger RNA. Its product is annotated as histidine phosphatase superfamily. Bases 1 to 1185 code for a protein of 394 amino acids. The transcript has 10 exons. Lineage: Eukaryota; Fungi; Basidiomycota; Agaricomycetes; Boletales; Suillaceae. The record is from RefSeq and is a predicted model, not a curated record.